Messenger RNA from Nasonia vitripennis (jewel wasp), 1302 nucleotides. Its product is annotated as GATA zinc finger domain-containing protein 24-like. The coding region runs from base 578 to 1057 and encodes 159 amino acids. The record is from RefSeq and is a predicted model, not a curated record. Lineage: Eukaryota; Metazoa; Arthropoda; Insecta; Hymenoptera; Pteromalidae. The transcript has 2 exons.
ACUAUCAUAUUCCAUUAAUACAAGUUUUAUCAAAUAUCCUGAAUUAAAAAAUGGAUAAUAGUUACAAACUAUUCGAAUUAGAUGUGAACAUAACCUCAAUUUGACAAAUCUUAAAAGAAUAAUACAAACGCAAAGGUGGAUAUAUAAUUGUCAACAAAGUUUGAAUAUUCUUAAUAUUUAUGCAAACAAUAAAAUACUUUUUAACUGCAGUUGAUUCUAGUUGUUUAUAUUGACUAUAAAAAAGACGUAGCUUGUGUCUAUACUGUGAUUACAAGUUUAUGGGCGAAUUCUCACGAAAAAAGCGACGGUUGGGUUGGUCGCGCUAUUCCUCGAAAUCUGUUCUCUGUUGGUUAUCCUGGAAGAUACAGCUGUUACCGGCCUUGUUUUUAGAAUGCUCUUGUUCUCUGAGCUUUCGCCCGCUCGAGUCAUAUCGAAAAACAUUAUUUGCAUUAUACAUAUUUAAUAAUGAGUGUCAUAAAAAGUCAUUAAAAAUCUGAAAUAAACAUAAGUGACACUUGAAUGAACGUUUCAACAGUUUAUAUGUUUUAGGAUACGUAAGGAGGUUAUAUAAAUUAGGAUGCCUGCUGGUAAACGAGCUGUACAGCAUUCUGUGAGGCUAGAAGAGCUGAAAAAGUUGAAAGAAAUAUUUGAUGAAAAUGAACACUUAUUACCAGAGUCAAAUGCAAUUUGGACUCAAGUUAGUGAAAAACUUGACGUUAAAAGAAGGAACAUAUAUGAAUAUGUUCAUCAAGACAGACAAAAUGUUAAAACGAACCUACUAAAGUAUUUUCGUGAUAACGAGAAUGGAAAAAAUGCAACAAAUUGCAAUGAAAGAGAAGAAAAUGAGCAGAAUGAUAUAAAUUAUAAUCUAAAAAAUAAUGAUCAGAAAUAUAGAUUGAAGCAAUGUAACAAAGACAGCUAUAAUAACGAAAGCUCUGAAGAUCAAAGCUGUGAAGAAGAAAGCUCUGAAGAUCAAAACAGCUGUGAAGAUGAAAGCUCUGAAGACCAAAACAGCUGUGAAGAAAAAAGCUCUGAAAAAAAGUGUAGAAAAAACUGAUCAAAAAUACUUCAAUGUAUUAGAUAUGUUGCAUCAAUUAAGACUAGAUAUGCAAUUUAAAAAAUUUAUACGUCAAAUCAAUUAUGUAUAUUUUUACUGUAUGUGGUGGAGUCCAGAACAAAUACAGUUUUACAGAUCAGUUUUAAGAAAAAUUAACUAUUUAGAACUAUUGGUAUUGGAAGAUUGUAUUAAUGAAAUAAGUAUUUCAAAGAAUACGAGUGGAAAGAUAAAUUUAUGUACAAUUG